GGCUCAGGAAGUAACGACAGCUCUUUUUGAGAACUUCAACACAUUGCAGUCUCGUUCUCAGUCUCAAAGAUUCCAAGUUUAUCAGUUACUGAAUGAAUUGAUGUUCAAUCACCGAGCUGGUACGUUCUGACCCAGAUUGGUUGUUCCCUUCCCGAUCUUGACCAAUGCAGUUUUACACGAGAUGGGCGAUACUUCCCUCGUGGGAAUCGUGGACCUUAUGACAGGAGAGAAGGAUCCGCGAAACCUGAUGCUAGUAUUCUCCAUCCUCAAAGUGGUCAUGGUCGAAUGGGAUAUUACAAAUCAUGUCGCGAUGCUCUUUGAAUCCGUCUACAACUAUUUCCCCAUCACAUUCAGACCACCUCCAAAUGACCCGUACGGAAUCACUGCACAGGAUUUGAAAGACCGGCUACAAGAUUGUAUUUCCUCAACGAGCCUCUUUGCCCCCCAUUCUAUCCCGGCAUUGUUGGACAAACUUGACUCGACUUCACAAAAUGUCAAGAAAGAUGCUCUGAACGCCGUGAUCGCUUGUAUUAAUUCAUAUAGCCCAGAUACAGUGUCUAAGUACUCGAUCACAAUAUGGGAGACUCUGAAGUUCGAGAUCCUUAACGCCCAAGAAGAGUUUCUUUCUGAGCUCUCCCUCCAGGCGUUGCAUGACAUCGCAAAGCGCCUGUCUGAAGGAGUUACCCAGGUGUCUGAUCAAAUUCCCCUUGCACAAUAUCUCCGCCCAAUUACCAAGGAGUGCAACGAGCAGCUGCGAGAGCCUCAACACAAGCAGGCAAAACCAGCCCAGCAAAUCCUCAAAUCUACGUCUGAGGCCUCUGCAGCGUCGUUCUCUUUGAUAGUGCAGGUUGUUAUUGCGCCUCUGUUGACGAUCUACCAGGAAGCUGAUGGAAUUGCUAUGCAAAGAGCCCUUCUGGAGACAUUAACAAUGCUCUUUGAAUCUGCGAUCACGGUGUUCGGGGAAUGGACCGCCAGAACCCCUGAGAUUACUGCGGAGAAUCCUCUCAAUGAAUUCAAGGAUCAGUUCUCGGAUAUUUUUGGCCAAGCAUUAAUGGGCACAGUCAAAGAGGAGGUUUCCUUCCGUAUCUCUGCUUUGAAAGGCUUCCUGCGCUUAUCAACACUGAGAAAUUACUUCCAUGAUACCGAAAUCGGCUUGUUCGUGCAGUAUUUGAACGAGAUUCUUUUGAAGGAAGAGUCGAUUGGCCGCAAUGACCUAAAGAAAGAAGCCAUAAUUGCGUUGGCCGAGAUUUCGAAGUAUAAACCACGCUUGAUUAUGGAUAUUACAUUCCCAGCUUUUGUGGCGACGCUCCCCGACUCUGCCGAUGAGACUGAUACUAGCUAUCUCCCGACAUUGGAAAUUCUGGCUCAAAUAAGUGUCGAGAAAGCUAUUUUCGAGACAUUGGUUCGAAGGCUACUUAACAAGCUAUCUCUGCUGCUGCAGAGGGAGCAACCGGGAUCUCCCGCUUAUCCAAGAGCAAUCCUGCUGACUAUAUUCCACGUUAUGAACCAAAGGAAGAUGGAGGAGGACUCUAGCAUAGAGAUGUAUUACGACAAGAUCGUGGUUGCAACCUGUCGCAGUGCCGCGUCUGCAGCUUCGGGCAAAGCGCAAAAUAGUAUCCUGGGUGACCCGACAGUUCUGGAUAUCCUCGGAAGACUAUGUAACCUCAUUGUCAGGUCACUUCCAAGGACGAAGCAAGAUAAGGUUGCGGAAAAUGUCUACACAUUGUUUGCGUCACCCUCUGAUUUCGAGCCUGUACCCUUUGCUGCAGCAACUGUAGACCAGCAACGUACGAUGAUUCUCUCCACUUAUCUUCUGGCAGGCCUACCAGUGGAAUGCACACUGCCCUACAGUACCCCCAAUAUCUCCAAUCUCCUGUCAGACAUCAUGAAGAGAUCCGUGAGUGGGAGUGAACCCGCAACUCAACUGGCCAUCUUGCGCCAUAUUGCACUUCUCACAAACAAAUUCCUCCCCAAAUCCGAACUUGGAAAUGCCACUGAGCUCUUCGAAUCUCUCCUCUGCACCAGCCCAGCAGAGCAGAAGCUGAACCCCGAAACCAUCCAAACCAUCUUCUGGCUCGCCAAAGCCCUGAUUCUCAGACUCGCCCCCAGCACCAGCCAAGUCUUGACCUCACUCUUGAGCCUUCUCACAUCCCCUGACGAAACCACCAGCACAACUGCCGCCCGAGGCUUCGCCAUCCUCCUCAAGGACGACGACGUCCUCUCCCUCGCUAAUGGCGCCAACAUACGCCUUCUAUCCAAGCAGCGCGUCUUUACCACCCUUGUGCCUCUAAUUUCCACCAAAAUACGUGAAAUCAACAUCUCAGGCAGUAACGAAAACAUAACAAAAACCCCGGAACACAUCAAACCUGCCCACCUCACAGCUCUGUCCGGAAUUUUAUCCACCAUCUCCCCAACCCUCGUCAUGCCCGAACUCCCCACCCUCCUCCCUCUCCUCCUCCAAAGUCUCGACCUUCAAACCGAAGACUCCAACGCCGUGCGUGCCGCAACCCUCGAAACCCUCGCCGUCAUCAUCCGCGAGAACGGUGUCUCCGUCAUCGAGGAAUGCGGGCACGUCGAGAGCCUCGUCACCCGACUCCUAAAGACAGCAGAGCACAAGCCUUCCUCCAAGGGAUAUUCCGCUGGUGCUGCCCCUCCCGUUGUAAACGCCCCCCGUUUGCGCGUUGACGCUUUGAAAUGUCUUUUCCUUCUGGCUCAGCCGCCCAACGCAGAAAAUGCCCCUGCAAUUGCCAAGGCGGGAAAGCUUUCUCCCUUGCUGCCAAUUAAGAACCAGGUUCUGCGGUCUUUGCAGGCUGUGCUUGAUGAUCCAAAACGAGACGUGCGUAAAAUGGCUGUUGAUGCUCGUGGUGCUUGGUUGAGAGGUGUUGAUGAUGCGCCAGAUGAUGAUGAGUGAGCAAGUGAGUCAGUGUAGGUCGGCAGGUCGUUUCGUAUGUUUCUAUAUACUAUAAAAGCGUUUUGUUAUCUAUUGCUAUCAUGUAUGGAAGGAGUAGAUGCGAGGCCAUUAGGGCAUAUAGAAUUUACACUGUUGGAGUUUGUUUGGAGAGUUGGUGGUGCGUUGCUUUUGUCUUCGUCUGCGAUUGUCCCUCAUCUGGACGAUAUUUGCGUGCGCAAGAAACCAUAAUGCAUUUCAAGUAUCUAGAUCAAUGGAACUACAAGAAGAACUGAAG
Aspergillus ochraceoroseus IBT 24754 is the source of this 3185-nucleotide messenger RNA. RefSeq names its product MET18/MMS19 family protein. The record is from RefSeq and is a predicted model, not a curated record. Gene Ontology annotation, biological process: iron-sulfur cluster assembly. NCBI's taxonomy places the organism in Eukaryota, Fungi, Ascomycota, Eurotiomycetes, Eurotiales, Aspergillaceae. The transcript is spliced from 3 exons. Gene Ontology annotation, cellular component: cytosolic [4Fe-4S] assembly targeting complex. The coding region runs from base 182 to 2911 and encodes 909 amino acids.